AUGAAAUAUUUUUUUUUGAACAUUUUUAUAUGUAUAUUACUUUUUAUUAUAUUAUUAACAGAUAAAAUUACUUCUGUAAGAGUUAAAACAAAAAAAAAAGAACAACAAAAAUAUGUAGAUUUUACUAGAGAUCGUUAUAAAAUUAGCUAUUAUAGAAUUAAUUCUGAAACUGUUCUUGAAUGUAAUGGUUAUGUUUUUGCCAAUGAAAUUUAUGCAAUAAAUUAUUAUCGUUAUUUGUGGUCCAAUACAACAGAAGACAAAAGCCAGUAUAGACCAACAGGAGGAAGUAGAAGAUUUAACAUAACUCAUGUUCGAAAUAAAUAUUUAAUUAAAGAAUAUAGUGCUGGUAUGUAUUUUCUUAAAAAUCCAUUUAGUACUAAAAUUCAUGGAUAUGUAUGGGAUGGUUGUGAAUAUAACUGUUAUUCACAAAAUAAUUUUAUGGAAUUCAGAAAAAGAGUUGUUAAAGAAUUAAACUUGUAUAGACAAUUACAUGGUGCUGGUAAACUUAUUUAUAGUGUAAAAUUUAGUAAAAUAGCUCAAAGUAUGGCAAAUGAAAGAGCACAAAAGGGUAUUCAUAGUCAUUGUGAUAGAAAUCCAGUUUUUGGUUGUCUUGCUGGUUCUUUAAUGCGCCAAAAUAUUGGUAACAUAAUUUCAUCCAUGUACAAUGAUUUGCUUGGAAAUUAUGACUUUGCUUUUAUGUUUUUAAAUCGUAAAAAAUACUACCCACUACAAUUAAUUUGGAAAAGUUCAAAAUAUUUUGGUGUUGGUAUUGCAGAAGACUCUUUUUAUGCUUAUGUUGUUUUAACAUUUUCAUCCAUAUUAAGAAAUGAUAAAAAUUACUAUAAAAAUGUUUCACCCAUCCAAAAAAAAUUUAUUGCCUUGUAUACUAGAAGUUUAAAUCGCCGUGAGUAA
Strongyloides ratti is the source of this 912-nucleotide messenger RNA. Its product is annotated as CAP domain-containing protein. The transcript has 2 exons. Lineage: Eukaryota; Metazoa; Nematoda; Chromadorea; Rhabditida; Strongyloididae. The record is from RefSeq and is a predicted model, not a curated record. Bases 1 to 912 code for a protein of 303 amino acids.